AUGUCCGGACCAACGACCGCCCCCGUCAGCGCCCCACUGACCAUCCCCAUGGGCUUCGGGGCACAGAUCAAAGCGCUACAAGAGCAGCAGCGGCAGCAAGCCGAUCGCAUCGCGGUUCUAGAGCACAAAAACGCGCUACUCCAAUCCUCGCACCCAGCGCCCUCCACCCUCCUCGCGCGCAUCGAAGCCCUCGAGCAGCAGAACACUCACCUAACCACGCGCCGCAAAGAAGCCGUAACCCAGCUCCUCAACCUGCGCACGCUGCACCAGGAAGCCAGCAACGCCUUCCUCGUCCGCGCCUCGGACAUCGAAGCCGACGACCUCGAGGGCAUGCUGGGCGUCCACGCCACCAGCAUCACGACGGUGCUGAACCACCACCAGCGCGCGCUGGGCCAGCUGCGGCCGCUAGGCCACAUGCCGCCGUAUGGCACUGCUAUUCAGGGUCCUGGCUGCUAUCCGGUUGGCUAUGCCUACCCAACGCAGUACAAUCAGACGGGGUAUUGUCAGGCUCAUCACUUUCCUUAUCCUUGUCGUGUGUGCGGUCACUGA
This is a messenger RNA of Ascochyta rabiei, 549 nucleotides long. RefSeq lists its product as uncharacterized. The transcript has a single exon. The record is from RefSeq and is a predicted model, not a curated record. The coding region runs from base 1 to 549 and encodes 182 amino acids. NCBI's taxonomy places the organism in Eukaryota, Fungi, Ascomycota, Dothideomycetes, Pleosporales, Didymellaceae.